Molecule: messenger RNA, 10221 nt
Organism: Bacillus rossius redtenbacheri
Lineage: Eukaryota; Metazoa; Arthropoda; Insecta; Phasmatodea; Bacillidae
Gene: Calx
Product: sodium/calcium exchanger 3
Exons: 8
Coding region: 54-2747 (897 amino acids)
Biological process (GO): sodium ion transmembrane transport; cell communication; calcium ion import across plasma membrane
Cellular component (GO): postsynapse; sarcolemma; axon
Molecular function (GO): calcium:sodium antiporter activity
Source: RefSeq, a predicted model, not a curated record
GCGUCGCGCGCCGCUCAUGUCGCGUGCCUGAGUCCCGGCCGACCCUGCGCGCCAUGGCGGCCCCGUGGCUGCUGCUGCUGCUAGCCGCCGCCGCCCAGGCCUCGUCCAACGACACGCGCUGCCAGGACGGGCUGCUGCUGCCUCGCUGGAUGCCGCAGGAGAACCUCACCGUCGGCGACCGCAUCGCGCGCGGCCUCGUCUACUUCUUCGCCAUGAUCUACCUGUUCAUCGGCGUGUCCAUCAUCUCGGACCGCUUCAUGGCCGCCAUAGAGGUGAUCACGUCGCAGGAGAAGGAGAUCCGCGUGAAGAACAAGAAGGGCGAGACGCAGAUCCUGGUGGUGCGCGUGUGGAACGAGACGGUGGCCAACCUGACGCUCAUGGCGCUCGGCUCGUCGGCGCCCGAGAUCCUGCUGUCCGUCAUCGAGAUCAUGGCCAAGAACUUCGAGGCCGGCGACCUGGGUCCGGGCACCAUCGUCGGCUCGGCCGCCUACAACCUGUUCGUCAUCAUCGCCAUCUGCGUGCUGGUGAUCCCGGAGGGCGAGGUCCGCAAGAUCAAGCACCUGCGGGUGUUCUUCGUGACGGCCACGUGGUCCGUGUUCGCCUACGUGUGGCUGUACCUCAUCCUGUCCGUGAUCUCGCCGGGCCGCGUCGACGUGUGGGAGGCGCUGCUCACCUUCGCCUUCUUCCCCAUGACCGUGGGGACGGCCUACAUCGCCGACCGCCGCCUGCUCAUCUACAAGUACCUGCACAAGAACUACCGCAUGAACCGGCGCGGCGUGAUCGUGGAGGCGGAGGGCGACGUGGAGCUGGCGGCCAAGGCGAACCACGUGGACGGCGCGCUGCGCUGCCUGGAGGAGCAGGCGGAGAGCGAGGAGGUGAGGGAGUUCGAGCAGCACCGCCGCGACUACAUCAGCACACUGCGCGAGCUGCGCAAGGCGCACCCCACCACGGACCUGGAGCAGCUGGAGGUGAUGGCGCAGGAGCAGGUGCUGAACAGGGGCCCCAAGAGCCGCGCCUUCUACCGCAUCCAGGCCACCAGGAAGAUGGUGGGCGGCGGCAACAUCAUGAAGAAGAUCCAGGAGCGCGCGCAGAGCGACCUGUCCGAGGUGAAGGCCGAGCUGCAGCGCGAGGAGGAUCUGGGCACCCGGGUGUACUUCGACCCGGGCCACUACACCGUCAUGGAGAACGUGGGCGAGUUCGAGGUGCGCGUGGUGCGCGAGGGAGACCCGGGCUGCUCGCUCAUGGUGGACUACGAGACGGAGGACGGCUCGGCCAACGCCGGCUCGGACUACGUGGGCGCGCGCGGCACGCUGGUCUUCCAGCCGGGCGAGACGAGCAAGACCUUCCGGCUGCAGGUCAUCGACGACGACGUGUUCGAGGAGGACGAGCACUUCUACGUGCGGCUGAGCAACCUGCGCGCGCCGCACGCCAACGGCGCGGGCCUGCCCCGCCGCCUCUCGGCCAGGGCUCCGCCGCCCCCGCCGCCGCCGCGGCUGGGCAGCCCCUCGCUGGCCACCGUCAUGAUCCUGGACGACGACCACGGCGGCGUGUUCGGCUUCGCGCAGCGCGACGUGGAGCUGGUGGAGUCCGUGGGGCUGCACGAGCUGCGCGUGGUGCGCUACAGCGGCGCGCGCGGCCGCGUGGCAGUGCGCUUCAGCACGCAGGACGGCACCGCCAAGGCGGGUCGGGAGUACGAGGCGCUGGCGGGCGAGCUGGUCUUCGACAACAACCAGUCUGAGCAGACAAUUCCGCUGCGCAUCAUCGACGAAGACAGCUACGAGAAGGACGUGCUGUUCUACGUGAACUUGGAGGAACUGCGAAUGCUGGGCGAUAGCGCUGGCGGUUUUGUUGUAGAUGAUGCGCGCCUGGUGGCGGAAGCCGAAAGUAAGCGCUCCGAAGAUCUCACGAUGGACGACAAGAUGGCGCUGCUAGGGAGGCCACGACUCGGUGAAAACACGAGAGUGCAAAUACGCAUCAAGGAAAGUAAAGAGUUCAAGAACACGGUGGACAAGCUGGUGCAGAGGGCGAACGCGUCGCUGCUGAUCGGCACGUCCUCGUGGAAGGAGCAGUUCAUGGAGGCCAUCACCGUCAGUCCAGGCGACGACGGCGGAGGAGAUGGAGACGAGGAGAAGUUGCCUUCGUGCGGAGACUACGUCAUGCACUUCGUGACCCUGCUGUGGAAGCUCCUGUUCGCCUUCGUCCCUCCCACAGAUAUGCUCCGCGGGUACGCUUGCUUCUUCGCGUCCAUCUUCGUCAUCGGCGUGGUGACCGCCGUCAUCGGCGAUGUGGCCUCACACUUCGGCUGCACCCUGGGCAUGCUCGACAGUAUCACGGCCUUCAUCUUCGUGGCGCUCGGCACCAGCAUACCAGACACAUUCGCCAGCAAGGUGGCGGCGAUCCAAGACAAGUACGCCGACGCGUCCAUCGGCAACGUGACGGGCAGCAACGCCGUGAAUGUGUUCCUGGGCAUCGGCGUGGCCUGGUCGCUGGCGGCCAUCGUGCACGCCGCGCGCGGCACCCAGUUCCUCGUCGACCCGGGCAACAUGGCCUUCUCGGUGACCAUCUUCUGCACGGAGGCGCUCCUCGCCAUCCUGCUGCUGGUGGCGCGCCGCUCCAAGCUCACGGGCGGAGAGCUGGGCGGGCCGCUGCUCAUCAAGUACUUCACCGGCGGCUUCCUCAUAUCGCUGUGGAUCGUCUACAUCGUGCUGUCCAGUCUCGAGGUGUACGACGUCAUCGAGGGCUUCUAGGCUCGGCGCUCCUCUGCGAGACCUCCCGACAUCCAGGGCAUCUCCUGGGACUCGUCGCGGCGGGGAACUACAGUUGCGGAGACUGAAGGCAUCACGUCAGAACAUCGAUUACUGGAACUCAAGUUCAAAAGAUUGAAGGCAUUUGCUUCGGCACAUCGCUCCGACGGAUUGUUUACUGAAACUCUGCAUCUGAAGAUUCCAAGCAUCUGCUACGAAUCAUCACAUUAAGAAAACUGUUCCAGGGGCAGCAUUUUCGAAGACUGGAGAAUUUAUAAUGACUCAAAACAUCGGGAGAUUUUUUGCUCUUACUUCAGUUUGGGAAAUUGAAGACAUCUGGUAUGACUCACCCCUUUGGGGUAAAGCUUAUUGUUUUAUAGGAGCAUCACUUUGAAGACUAAAGGCAUCUACAAAUCAUGGUGUCAGGAUAUUGUUUACUGUUAGUUCAGUUACAGUUAAGUAAUGUGCUUCGUGCGAGGGUUCAAGUACACAAGUCUCAAAAAUUAUAUUCUUGAGUUUCAGUUCCAUAAAUUGAAAUCAAACUUUGACAUGUCAGGAUGGCUCCUGUCUGCAAUGCACCGUCCUACUCUGAAGGAUGCUGAUGUGCUAGGAGGUUUCUUCUUGUAAUUCCAGUUCUUGCGAUUAAAGACAUUUACUUUGACUAAUGAGAAUUGCUCCAGCACGCAAGGGGAUUGUGUAAUCCCUAGAAAGCUGACACGUGGUCCUAAGAAACUAACUGAAACCUCAGGUUAUUUUACUCAAGGCACAAACUAUGGCUUAUGAGACUAUCAUUUCGUUGAUGUAAAAAAAAUAUUUUAAACGUGUUAUGCAUGAGUUAAUCGGCGCAGGUAGCCCUAGAACAUUUAAAGGAAUGUUAUCACUAGAUGUUAUGAAUGUUUUUUUGUACUGCUUGCGGUUAGCUUCGAUUUUCUCUUUCGGAGGACAAGAAAAAAACAUUUAAUAACUGUUACGCAAGGUUAUUUAGACCUUUUUAUCAUAAAUAUCGAUUGUGUGUCCUGUGAAGGUGUGAUAAACAUCAUCUGAAUGUUUUGGUUUUGCGGUUGUGUUCAACACAUUGAUAGGCGAACGACAGUGGUAUUUCUUUAUUUACACUGUAGCUUUUGGUUAAGUUACACGUGUCUAUAAGCUUUCACGAGAAGCACUGACGAUGUGGAAGAUGUUGGCGACACACUUUGGCAAGGGCCUGUUAAUGAAGCCCCAAACAUCAUAAACAAAUACAGUAAUCUUCGUUGCCCGGUUAGCAUACCUCCUUGUGUUUUUCAAAGAUAAGCUGAGAAGUUGGUGACAACACUCUUUAAAGAAUAUUUAAAUGUGCCUAGCAAAUAACUGGUGAUUUAGUGCCCUUUGGAUACCUAAAAAAAAGCGAGGAAUUCUAAAACGUUAAUUUUUCAGUGACUAUUACGGCAUUGAUUUAGCUAUAAUUCGUGUAGUUUAAAACAUAACAAUAAUUUCGAUUUUUAAUGAGCGUCUAUUGUAUAUCUCUCCUAACUUAAUUAUGGUAGAAGUGAAUGUAAUUAUUUGCAUCCUACUAUAAAUCAUGUACAGAUCAGGCGACUUCAUAUAAUCCUUAUAUAUAUAUUUAACUAACUUUAAAAUUCUAUUCUUGCAUCUUAAAAAUAUUAAAAACUUCAACAUAACUUAUAUCACGUAGGCUUAAAAACUCAACGUUGUUUAUGUGCAGCGAAUUUUGACUAAAAGUAUUUGUUACAGAAACAUUUCUUUGACGACAAGUCUUGACUUGAAUAAAUUAAUUUCUGUUUGCAUUUGAAUGUAUUACAAGAGCAUUACAGCAAUUUUAUUUUCAGUUUUUAUGAACUAACCCAGCAACACGAUUUAAGCUUUUUUCCACUUAAGAGUCUAUAAUAUUAAGUCAGUUAUUUGAAAACCUAACGUUUUUUAGUUAAUUGUUGAGAAAAAAUCUUUUGAUAGCAUUGGUUACUUUACAGAAUGGCAUUUAUUGUUGCCAAAGAAUGAGUAAAAGGCUUGAAUUGUCAUAAAUGAAAGAAAAUUAUUUCAUGAAUAUUUAUUAAUAAUUGCUUAGCUCUUUAAACCCAAUACAAAAGUGGUUAACUUGAUGUAACAUUAUUACAAUUUUUAAACUUAUACCUUAAACACAUUGCUAAAGGGAUAGCUAAAUAUUACUAUUAAUCAAUUUAUUGAAAUAAUUACUUUACAAAUCUAUGUGAUGAACGGGAAUAUUCAGACCAAAUAUUUGUUAAUCUCUAUUUUUAGAAUGACAUUGAAUAAACUUAUAACACUAAACGGUGGGUUCUUCCGAACGGUAAGAAAAAUUUACUUUACUUUAACCAUCUUUCAUAAGCAGCAAUUUUUCUGCAAACAAAUAAGUGAAGUUAAUUAUUUCAUAAUUGUAAUUUCAAUUACGAAUCAAGCACUAUUGAUUAAUGUUGUAAUUAAAAACUUAAGUGUUUAACUAAUGUGUACAAGGAUAAAAUGUUUCCUGUGAGUUUAUGUAUCCGUAAAAAUUUAAACUUUUAUUUUUUAUUGGAAAUAUUUAUUUGUUUGUGUAUGUUCUUUUUCUAAAGUUUUGUGCAUUACCGUGUUGUGCAAUUUUAAUCAGUUAUUUUUACAUAAAACAUAUCAAUGUACAUAUGUGUUAUAUAAAUAGCAGUGGAACAAUUUUAAGACUUAUAUACAAAUAAUAAUGUAAAAGUCUACUUGCAGGAUAAAGUAUCUGCUAUAGAACGUAGAAUAAAUUUAAACUGAAAUUACAAUAUAUUAUCAAUAGUUACGAAAAAUUAAAUUAAUGCUAAUUCACAAUUUUAAUCGUAUUAAAGUAUGUUUUUCAUGUAUUGGACUUUAAACAUACUUUUAUUGUCACAUGAUGAUUUUAUGAACACAUUUAAAAGUAAAUAUCCACAAUGAUCAUUGUAGACGAAACUUGAACUUUUUAUGAUAUUUGGUACUUUAUGCGUCAUUUGAAGCAUUUUGAAAUAACUUUGAAUGAUUUUAGAAUCAACUUUUUUUUUAAUGUUUUCAGGAUUUAAUUAUUUAUCCAUCUCCAAGAUUUUUUUUUUCACAGUUGUCUAGUCGACACAGCGAAAUCAGUGCUCUCCAUUUUGGAAUAAAUAAAGCUGUAUCCUUUACCUUCUGCCAUGUUUUACUAACUUUUUCGGUUGUACCGAGUAUUACCUAUUUGAAAAUUAUUAUUUUUACAGAGUUUGAGUUUUUUUGUUUGAAAAUGUUUUCUCUCAAGCUCCUUUGUGGCCUUAUGCUUUGCUCCGUGUUAUUUGGAUCCAUCGCUACUAAUCUUUGCUACGCUUUUGUGCUUUUUUUAUCUCUUACUUUUUCCUAUUUAGAGUUAUGCGAAAUUCUUUCAAUCCACUUUGGUAUACAUUUUAAAAUUUCUUGAAGACAUAAAAAAUGUUGACACCUAUUAACAACAGAAGUAGCUUAAAUUAUGAAAAUCUUUACUUGGUAAUUUGCCUAGAAAGUAGACCAUCUAUAUAAUUUUUUAAACCAUUUGAUGAAAGUGGAUAAGACAGUUAUCUUAGUAUUAUAGUGAUACGAUUGAAACUUCGUACUAAGUAUUCAUAAAACAUUUGAAGCAUAUCGAAUUUUUGUAACAAAAGUGUUGGGAAAGUGCAAAAUUGUUCACUGUAUCCAAUAUUCCCGUUUGGAUUAAGUUGUUAAUUACUUUUAUAAUAUUGUAGGAUACAGUAUUGGAUAUUUUGGAAUUGUUUUCCAAAUACUUAAUAAAUAUCAUAUACCAUUUUAUAGACAUAUUUUAUUAAUUAGUUAUCUAUUAGGACAUAUAUAAGUCUAAUAUUUACAAAGUUUGACAACAUGCUGUCAAAGUCACUGUUUUAUUAUUCCCUUUUCUCUUUUUACUUUAAAGACAUAGAAAUUAAAAAGUAUGUUAUUGAAGAAAAUAAUACAAAUAAUAUCAUUACUCGAGUGUAAACUACGUAGACCCGUACGUCUUUCUUGUUGUAAAAUGGAAAACAAUGAUAGGUGUAACUUCGUAGCAAGGCCCUGUGCUGCUUAUUCAAAAUAUUAAUUUUGAUUGAAACAUUGUAUACAAGAAUAAAACAAAAACAUUAAUAUUUUAAAUUAAUUAAAUACUUAAACAAAUUUAUCAGUUUACCAUGAGCCUGUGUAAAAUAUGUAUAUAUUACAAGUUUUGAAAUUUAUAUAAAACGGGAUAUUCAACUUGAAAGUAUAUAAUGAUAAGUAAUUAUUAUAUAUUUUUCACAAAAUGUUUUUGCGUUUAAAGUGAGGAAAAAUUUGCUUUACUGAAAAUUAUGAUUUUACGACGCACUCUUAGAAAAAAAAUGAUUUGAUAUACGACCUCAAAGAUUAAAAUUGGGCCAGAUAUUUUGAUAAUUUAGAAAGUAUAUUUGUUAAAUUGUGAAAUAAAACGAAAAUUAUGUUAAGAUUUUGAACAUAUUUCAACCGUAAUAAAGUCAUAAAUGUGAUAGUUUCUGAUAAUGUAAUUAAGUAUUGAAACAUUGUAUUUUUAUUAUCAUUUUUUACAUUUUACAGAUCUUGCAUAAAUAUUGUAAUUUAAAUGAUUUUAAAUAUUAUAUACCGCUUGUAACUUAAGAAUAUAUUUUAUAUUGAAUACGUGCGUAAAGAUAGCAGAUAACAUAUUAAAAUAUUAUUCUUAUUGUACACAGUAAAAUAAUAUUUUUAAUAUUGCAAACUAGCUAAAAAAACAUUUCUUUAGCACUGCAUGUAGGACAGUAAAUUUUGCAGUUUAUGGCUGGGUAAACUAUAAAACUAACACUUUAUCUAAUAACAACCACUCCACCACCUAAUCUCACAUCAAAGAUAACCAAGAAGAUAAUAAAUAUUAACAAAAAAUUACUUAGUGAAAUUUGGUAAAGUGAAAAAAUAGUUUAACUACAUUUAUUUAUUCGCAAUGGUUCUAGCUGAAUCAGUAGCGUGAAACAACAAACAAUGUCAGAAACUAAAAACUAUUAAACUAUAUAAUUUACAAACUUAACAUUAAAUUGAAAGAAGGAAAUAUUACAUGCACAAAAUUUGAUUUUGUAUUAUGUAAAUAUUCCUUUGAAUACUAGUUGCCAAGACGUUUCGUAAGUUUUCGAGUGAUUAAACAGUAAAUUUUUCAGCCUACUGCUUUAAUAUUGAUUAUUGUAUCUAUAUUUAAACAAGCAAACACUAAAGAUGCAACAUUAGUGGUAAACAUUAAGAUAUAAUAUUAAAUGUAUAUUUCUUCACAACACUACGAUGAGCAAUGAGCAGUUAGUAUUUUGUAUUUAGUGUUACGAAAUAUCUUAUUAAUUUCAAAAUACUGUAUGUAAAACGUUCAACAAGAUUCAAUGUGAGUGUUAGUGGAGCGGUAAACUAAAUAUAUGUAUACCUACAAUACUUAUUACAAACAAAAUUAUAAAUUCAUGAAGUAUAUGAUAAGUCAAGUUUUACCGAUUCUGCAUAUUAAAAUUUUGAUAAUUGUUCUACUUAUAUUAUAACGUUGGACUUUAGUCGAACUAUAAAUUUUUAAUGAAAUUUUUUGAUCUAUUUAAAAAGUAGAGUGUAAUUUUUAUAGUUUUCGAGUUUAAUUGAAAGAAGUUUUAUACUAACUAGUUCAAGGGCUGGUUACCCACAGGGACCGAAUAAGAUAUAAUUUAGGACAAAAUUAGUGUUAUAGCGGGAAGUUCGAAAAAUUUUUGAGCUAGUGUCUUGAUUCCAAUAGCAAAUCAAAAAUUUUACACACAAGUAAAGGUGUAACAUGAACACUGUUGAGAGACACAUUUAUUUGGCAUCAUUAGUGAGUCAGUUUUCUAUAAAGCGAGCAAGUGUAUAUUUAAUGAUAUAAGCCCUCGAAGUAACAAUUUACUAUCAUGUUUGCCUGGAGAGAUAUAAAGUUUAGGGAACAACAUAAUCUUAAAUAGUAGAUAAAACAAGGCCAAGAAAAUGCAUCCCUUUUUAUUCACGCCAUCAUAAUCGCAACAUAAUCAGUAACGUAAUAACAUAAACACAGCGCCCUUACGAACUAGUAUUUUACUGCAAAAAACUUCGCUAAUAUUUGACUGCAAACACAAAACGUGAAUCAUUCAUCUCAAAAAAGGAAACCAUCCCCACUAAAAGAAAAAAAGAUACUUUGUUGUAUUUUUGAAUACAUUAUUUCCCCUCUAAAGUUCAUAUCUCCAACCCAUAGCCCUUUCCUGGGUUACAAGGAAUAAAACUAAAUUAUAAUAGCUUUAAUUUAUUAUUUAAUUUUAAAGGGUAGCCUAGAUAUUGUAAAUAAAAGUUUAAAUUACCAUUAUUUUUAUUGCGUGCAAAAAUAUGUUAAUUUGAAAACAGAAUGAAACAAUGUGUAAUGACAAAUAGUACUUCAAAUCUAAACUCUCUAAGAUAACAUAAAAAUCUGUUUUACUAUUUGUACUCUAACCCAUGUAACCACAACACCUAACAUUAAAAAAAAAUUCCCUUGGUCUUAGAAUAUUUCAAGAAAAAAAAUUCGGUUAUUGAAAACCAUACCUGUAAAAACCUAUAUGAUAUUAAAUAUUUGUCUGUAAAAUUUUGUAACACUGACUAAACGUACCAUUAACUCUAUGCAAGCGAUAUAAGUAGCAACAUUUCUGAUCAGCUUAAAAAUGUUUAUCGUGCAACAAAUGUAUUGAUAGCUGUAGUGUAUGGUUUUAGAAGUCAAGAAGUGAAGCGCUUAUUAAUGGUAAAAGUCCAAGUAUAAUUAGCGUAUCCUGUCAUUUAUUGUUCCAUAUGCUGCCAACGAGUCAAUAGACAUUUUAAAUGGUUGAGACAUGUAACAAAUGCUUCAAAAAAUAUUUUAUAGGUAGAGAUAAUGUUAAUUAGAAGUUUACGUGCUUUGUUAAUAAAGUAUUUUAAUAGCGUGGUAAGAGAGCUCUUUACUGCAGAUUUAUUUAAAUAUGCUAUAAUGAAUAAAUAACGCUGUAAUGAUUAUGAAAAACGUACAUUUCUAACAAAAGUUCAACUUGUUUAAGGCUUUCAUAUUAUGACGCUACAAGAAUUUCUAGUUUGGAAAAUAAUACUUUAAAUCAAACAACAAACGCAUCAAUGUUUUCGUGACUUUAUCAAAACCUUGUCACGUGUAUCAGUUUGGAGUUGUUUUAGUGCUGUGUUUAUCGUUAUAGAAAUGAGAAACGCUGCUUUCUUGCAGAAUUGUAAACUUCUGUAUUGUAACGAAGUUGGAUUAAUUGUAUAAAUUUACAUUAGUGUUGUGUUUUAUUUGUGCCCUGACUUUGAACCUUUUUAUUUUAAGGCUGGAUGUUGACGUAGUUCAGUGAUAUAAGACCGAAAAUAUAAGUCAUGUGAAAUUUGUACUUAAGAAAAGCUGUAUAAAUGUUUAUUGUUUUCUUGAUGUUCCGAAACCUUUUGUGUUUGUAUUGUUCAAGUUCAUCGAUAGUGUAAAUACAGUACAUAGGAAUGUACGUAUCAUACUGUUGUGGUUUUGUACAAAAAAUGUUUAAUUAAAUGUUAAAGAAAAACAGAA